GGUUACAGGGAUAUUCAUGAUCAGGAUAUCACGGGUUAAUAUAAACAGUAUAUCAAAGGUUCAUGUAAACAGUUUAUCCCCGAAUAUGACCAUAAAAGGCUCUGAUUGGUCAAUCCGACAUCUGUGGCAGUACAGCAUUUACUGAGAUGCAGCCUCCGCAGAUGUCAAGCCUUUCAUACUUCUUGCGCUGAGCAGAGCAAUUGUGAAGGAAGUUGUCGGGGAAGUUAGUGUUUAUACAGGAUGUACCGCCCCCACCUACCGUCAACCAAUCAUGUCGAUGCGGUCCUAUACGGAGCCCUCCGCAUAGUUCGGAAGGGCAAGGCGAUGCGGUCCUAUACGGAGCCCUCCGCAUAGUUCGGAAGGGCAAGGCGAUGCGGUACAGAGUUUGUCUUGCCUCUGCAUGACUACGCAAUUGCGUCACGCCCUCCAUACUAAGCCUCCGACUACAUUUUGGGAUCAAGCCUAAAUUGACAUUAAGCGGGAUAUGAGCUACUAUCAGGAAUACUGUGCGCAUGUAAACGUGGUCAUGGUCUUGAAAUGCCGGGCCAGGGUAUUGGCAGACCCAGUGUUUCCCAUGCUGUGGUGGUCAUCUUCCUGGAGUUCUUUGCCUGGGGUCUCCUUACCACUCCAAUGCUGACAGUUUUACAUGAAACUUUUCCACAGCACACGUUUCUGAUGAAUGGUCUCAUUCAAGGGGUGAAGGGUCUUCUGUCCUUCAUGAGCGCCCCUCUGAUUGGUGCCUUGUCAGACGUGUGGGGCAGACGGUCCUUCCUAUUGGUCACUGUGUUCUUCACCUGCGCCCCCAUCCCGCUUAUGAGACUCAGUCCCUGGUGGUACUUUGCAGCGAUUUCCAUGUCAGGGGCUUUCUCUGUCACCUUCUCUGUCAUCUUCGCUUAUGUCGCUGAUGUCACGGAGGAGCAUGAGAGAAGCACCGCAUACGGACUGGUAUCGGCUACGUUUGCUGCCAGUCUGGUGACGAGUCCAGCCAUCGGGGCGUACCUGUCCGCGUGUUACGGUGACAACCUGGUGGUGUUGGUGGCUACACUGGUUGCUCUGGCAGACAUCUGUUUCAUCCUGCUGGCCGUGCCAGAGUCCCUCCCGGAGAAGAUGAGGCUCAACACCUGGGGUGCACCCAUCACCUGGGAGCAGGCCGACCCCUUCCAGUCGAUGAGGAAAGUGGGGAAGGAUCCCACGGUUCUUCUCAUCUGUAUAACCGUGUUCCUGUCCUAUCUACCCGAAGCUGGCCAAUACUCCAGCUUUUUUCUCUACCUUAGACAGGUCAUUAACUUCUCAUCGGCAACGAUCGCGGUGUUCAUCGGGGUGGUUGGAAUCCUCUCCAUCAUUGCCCAGACACUUAUCCUGACAGUCUUGAUGAGAACGAUCGGGAACAAGAACACAGUUCUACUGGGGCUGGGCUUCCAGAUUCUACAGCUGGCCUGGUACGGUUUUGGGUCAGAGCCAUGGAUGAUGUGGGCAGCGGGUGCAGUAGCAGCCAUGUCUAGUAUCACUUUUCCUGCAGUGAGCGCCCUGGUGUCUCACAGCGCAGACCCAGAUAAGCAGGGUCUGGUGCAAGGAAUGAUCACUGGUAUCCGGGGCCUGUGUAACGGUCUGGGCCCAGCGCUGUAUGGCCUUAUCUUCUUCAUGUUCAACGUAGAGCUGAACACCAUUGACCCCAUCCAGGGAGAAUACCCCAUCGAUCCUAUACCUAUAAACCCACCGGCUGAGAAAUCACUGAUCCCCGGCCCUCCCUUCCUCCUGGGCUCGUGCACGGUUGUCGUGGCGUUCCUGGUAGCCUUGUUUAUCCCCGAACACACUGAUCCUCCAGUUGUAACCUGCGCAGAUUCCAAGGAAACCUCCACGCUCGCUGGCAUCCACAUCAACACCCCGUUGCCGGGCAGCGACGAGGACACGCAGGUGCCGACCAGCGAUGAGGACUUUGAGCCUCUGCUGCAGGACAGCGUCGUGUGACUGAGGGCGGGCAGCAGGCGGCUUUGGUAUUGUUACACCCAGCUAUUGGAACUACCCCAACACGCCAAUUAUGUAGCCUAUCUAUCCCCAAUGGAGGAGGAGGAGAGAGAGAGAAAGGGGGCAAUAGGGAUGGGACAGGGGCCUAGCUAACCAAACUCAAUUUUGUGUGCAACUCUGCACUGCACAACCAACCAUUAAUUCCCUGGUCUACGCCCCUGUCUCCGCCCUUACCCAAUAGGAACUAGUAAUUAUUUAUUUAUUUAAGAGGAUUUGAUAAACUGUUUAUGAUGUUGUGAUCUUUUGGGGGAUGGUUACCCCAGUGUUUUUAGUUUUUCACCUAUAGGACUCUGGACCUUGUUUUUGCUGCAAGAGUCUGAAAGGAGAGAUAGCGGAGAUGGUGGAUCCGGCGGGCAAAACUGGUUACUGGUUGUAAUCUGGUUGUAAUGAUGCCACUCCAACCAGCUUUGCCCGCUGGGGAGAUUGAGCGUUUUUUUUUUUUUUUUUUUUUUUCAAAUUUUUAUUUUUUAUAGCACUAUGUUUAAUGGAGGUAGAACAGAAAGAGCUUGCUGUGCCCUGCAUUUGAUUGCUUCAACGCAUUUUCAAACUCCACUGCGCAUCAUUUCGAUUACAAGAAGGAGAACUGUGCCAGUAGUCAACAACACUUAACAUAUUUACUUUAGAAGACUGUUCAUAGAGGAACUCUGUCACUAUGAGCAGCCGUACGAUUAUGACAUUAUUAAAAGGGCUCAGAUAUUAGUCCGAUAUUUCCAUGGGAUCUUCUGUUCACAAGCCUUACAACAACUCACAUUUUUUUCAGAGAGCACUUAUCAUAUCAUUGUCUUAUACGGGAUAGGGAGACAUGGGGGAUUAGGAUGGUAGAGUAGUUGGCAUAGGAAGAUGAGAUCUUGAUGUAAUUCUUGUACUCCCAAGAUCUCAUCUCACACUUUAUUGUGCAGAGUUUUGGUACUUGAACCACCGCUCCUAGAGAAACCGCUAAAAGUGUUACUGUACGGUGAGAACAUGGAACUACAGUAUGUUGAGGCAGAAUUGAGGUGUUAAUGAUGCCAUAAUUGUUGCUGAGCGUUAUGGUUUCAUGCAGUGCCCUGCGGUUUCUGUUCAGUCUGUGAAAUCUUGAUUGUUACUGUAUAAAAAAAAAGUUUUUUUUAUCUUGAAGAAUAUAAUUUAUAAGAUGUAUUUAUGAUGUAUUUUAUUGAUAUUAUACAUCAGGGCUGGGGGCAAUUCCAGUCAAUUUAGAAAGUAUUCCACAUUUUCCUCAUUGAAAAGCAUUGAAGAGAAUUGGAAUUCGAGUUUGAAUUUUAGUGUAUUUCCUGAAUUGACCCAACCCUGUUAUCCAUGCUGUAAAAAUAAUAUUGCUAACAUUCUGCAACAUAUUGACUGAAAUGUCUAGGCUACUUUGGUAGUAAAAAUAUUAUAUUCAACUUUGAGUGAGACACAUUUUUACUGGUUUUCAUUUUGUAAUUUUUGGGAGGAUUCUUCAUGGUCUUUUAAGUAUAACCUUACUCUGAAGUAUAUUAUAGGGGUGGAUAUAAGGUGAGGUUUCCUUUUUUAUUUGGAUGACAAAAUCAUGAAUUUCAAUCAUUGUUUUUUUUCCUUCAAUAAAUAUGUCCAAGUGUUACUAGCUAACUCAAAUUCCUUUAUUUUGAAGUCUGAUUUGAACAUCUGCAAAAGCAUCGUUAGCUCAAAUAGUUUUCACACCCCAAGAGUCAAAUUUAACCAACCCAGGGUUUAUAAAAUAUAAAUGAAGUGAAAACUAUUUCAUUCGAUCAAAUACAUGAGUUGCACAUUAUUAUGGUACACAAUCAUCCUUCUCUUUCCUGUGAGGUUGUCACAAUGUGUAAAUGUCCAUAGUUCAUGUUUUAUAUGUACAUACUGUAUUGAAUUAAAGCUGCAAUUUGUAAACUUUUUGGUCUACCUGACCAAAUGCACAUAGAAAUAUGAGUUAUAGAUCUGUCAUUCUCAUUCCAUCUAUCGAUCGAGGCUCAUGCCUGUGUUAAGUUGAAUAUUUACUGAAGGAGAUUCCUGUUUGAACACAUGAAUCGUAAAUAGCUGUCCACGGGGCAUCUGGAUUUUGAAAAGAGUAUAAUAUUAGGAAGUUCCAAAAAUGUGUCAUACUUGUAUGUGAACUUUUCAAAGUAUUUAUAUUUCAAACAAAGUGGCCAAUGGGACAGAAGACACAGCUACAUAUACAGCAUAUCUUCUUGACUGUCCCUGAAAUGAUAUGAUGGACAGCAUAUUAGGUAUACCGUUUUAUUCCAGACAAUUGAUUGGUUAUUGCCUGUGCCCAGACAGUAGAAUGUGUCAGUGCUUCUGCGUUGCCCUUACGGGUUGCCAGUCAAGUCCUUGUUUUCUAUGCUAUGGGACCUGUACACAUUGUUGAAGUGAGCAGGAGAAGGUAAAGCUUUACCAUCUGUCACCUCCAACCCCAAUCCUGUUAUGAAGUAUCUUGACCAAUAAUCCAUAAAUUGAUGUCCGAAGGUGGUUAACAGUGGGGGUAAGUUGAACCAAAGGGGUUUCUAGCAAACCAUACACAAAUGUAUAAUUUGACCAAAUAUCUAGGAAGAGGCCAUCAUUUCAUGGAGUCUGUGAAGGAAGAUACCACAUGGAAAAGGUGUUAAGCAAGCUAGAUCUAAAAUAACAAACAGAUUUUCAAGAAGUCAAAAGGAAUUUAUUGUUUGAGGUUUCAUGAAGCAAAGUAGAUCAUUUUAAGAUUGUUCUAUAUAUCAAUUGGGGUCUCUAUAAGCUUCAAUAUGAGGUCCUAAACCAAGCAUGAAAGUACAACCUUGUAGCUGUGUGGGCUAAUAUAGACUAAAUGUUUGCCUUGGGGUAAGUUGAUCCAAUGUUAAAUUGAGUAAAUGUAAGUGUUUUCUUGACCGGUUUAAUGCAACGCAUUUUCGCUGGGAUAUGAGAUAACAGGGCUUUGCCUAUGUUAAUGUAUUUGUUAGGUGUUAAGCCUGUGUUAAAAAAAUUCUUAAAACAAUUACCAGACAACAACAAAAACUAUGCUGAUUGUGUUUAUGUUUGGGAAAUAGACAUAGACAUGAUUUUAAAAAGGUAGUGUUAGCAUUUCAUUCAAUAAAGACAUUUGAAAGCACCUGAACACCCUGUCCUGUGGUUCAACUUACCCCAUACCUGGUGUAAAUUGUACCAAGAGACCACAUUCUUUGGACAAGCUAUGUUUUGGAAACUGUAAUAUUUCCCCUACUGUCAGUCAGAGUGACUGUUGUUGAAUUUCCUCCAGUAGUAUAUUGUACCCAGCCUGUAAGAGUAAAAUGAACUAUGUACAGUAUAUUAGUAUAAUGAAUUCUAUGAUGAACACUAUUGCGUUGUAAUGUAUAUGUUAUGGAAAAGUAUCUCGGGAAUGGUUGUAGUAGAUAUCUCUAUGACCGCUAUAGUUUUGGAACAGUUCUAGAACGCUUUUGCCCACGAAUCUAAAAUGCACCCAUGAAGUCUUUUUUUUGUCGCUUUUGUGUGGAGUAAAAUGAUUAGAACAUGACUUUGCUACCAUCACAACACAUCAACUUCAUAGUUGUGUUUGCAGGAUGGUUUCUAACCACGAGACAGCACAUUCCACCGUGUGUUCUUUAUGUCUGUGUCUGCACCCAGCAUCUUUACGAGGGGGUUAUUAUACAAAACGUGCCUAACAAGUGAACAUGUUCAUUUUUGAAGAUCAGAAAAAUAACUAGAAGUUUGUCCCAAAUGGCACCCUAUACCCUAUAUAGUGCCCUACUUUUGACCAGAGCCCUAUGGGCCCUGGUCAAAAAGUAGUGCACCAUGUGGGGAAUAGGGUGCAAUUUGGGGACGGAGCAUAUGUAAAAUGCUGACUGUGUACAUGGAGUGGAUGUUAUUGCUCAUGAUAGCACAAACAAAUUAGAUGUACAUGGGCUAUGUAUACAUUUUAUGUCUUGUCUUAAAAAAAUAUGGUUUAAUUAUUAAUAAAAACAACAUGACGGAA
Molecule: messenger RNA, 5941 nt
Organism: Oncorhynchus keta (chum salmon)
Lineage: Eukaryota; Metazoa; Chordata; Actinopteri; Salmoniformes; Salmonidae
Product: hippocampus abundant transcript 1 protein-like
Exons: 12
Coding region: 538-1968 (476 amino acids)
Biological process (GO): transmembrane transport
Cellular component (GO): membrane
Molecular function (GO): transmembrane transporter activity
Source: RefSeq, a predicted model, not a curated record